Molecule: messenger RNA, 222 nt
Organism: Loa loa (African eye worm)
Lineage: Eukaryota; Metazoa; Nematoda; Chromadorea; Rhabditida; Onchocercidae
Exons: 3
Coding region: 1-222 (73 amino acids)
Source: RefSeq, a predicted model, not a curated record
AUGAAUAGAACACCUAAAUGUGGUGGUGAUUUGUUGGCUAACUACGAUUAUCAAAACAUUACAAUCAUUGGCCUACAUGGUAGCAUUCAUUGUGUUUGGAGAAUUAGGUCCAAAGCACGAGUGCUCGUAUAUAUUGAUGAAUUACGAUUGCCCUGCAAAGAAACAUGUACCAGCUAUCUGGAAUUGAAAUUCAAAGCAGAUAUGAUUCCAACUGGUGAAUAA